AUGUUGAGUGCUUUUAUUUUUCUUGGCUUAAUUGAAAUAAUCUUUUCUCAAAAUCCAUUGGUGAUCACAAAAUAUGGUCCUGUUGUUGGUACAACAUACACAACGACGAAUGGGGCGAAAGUCUCCGAGUUUAUCGGAGUCCCCUUUGCCGCGCCUCCAAUUGGGAAUCUUCGGUUUGAGAAACCCCAGACACCAGUGCCAUGGACUUCUCCAUUGACUACGAACAAGUACGCGCCGGGAUGUAUCCCGUGCUCAAGAGACGAUAGCACAUCCGAGGAUUGUCUCUACUUGAACAUUUGGACUCCAUCUUUAAAUAAUACACUUUACCCGGUUGUCGUCUACAUUCAUGGUGGUGGUUACACGAGUGGAAAUGGAUAUAUGGACAACAAUCAAGCUAGAGAGAUCUAUGCUCAAAUGGGAAUCGUUUUCAUCACAAUCCAAUACCGACUCGGAUUUCUUGGUUUCAUGACAUUGAACGACACGCGUUUACCGGCAAAUCUCGGGCUCUGGGAUCAGAAUAUGGCGUUGAGAUGGGUACAAGAGAAUAUCGGGAAAUUCGGAGGCAAUUCGAAACGAGUCACCAUUUGGGGCACUUCGGCUGGUUCGUCGUCGGUUGGGCAACACACUUUGUCACCGAAAUCACAAGGUUUAUUCCAACAAGCCUUUGAACAGAGCGCCUCUCCAGUGGCUGCUUUUGCUCGCGGAGAUUUCAAUGUGGAAUACACGAUGAAUAUUCUCGUUCAACUUGGAUGCCCACUUCAUGGGGAUGUCAAGAGCUGCCUUCGCACCAAGACAAUGGCCGAGUUUUGGCAAGUGACACAGGGUUGCACGAUGAGCGACUUGGACUUUAUCCCGCUUUCACCGAUGGUCGACGGGGAUUUCUUCGCAGAAGAACCAGAACAAGCCAUUUUACACGCUCCAGUAAUCCCAACUUUGAUCGGCCUCAACAUGAACGAGGGACGAUUGUUUGUGCUUCAAGUAAGCGAGCCAUUCUCGAUCGCGCCGAGUCUCUACGAUAUAAUGACCGAUGAUGUUUUCUAUGAUUUAAUCGAGCAAUGGGUUGCCAAUCGAGGUUACAAUGAACAAGCACAACAAGCUGCUGAAGAUAUCUUUCAAUUCUAUGCUCAAAACAAUCAAAACGCGAGUGAUCACUACUUUUGGAUCGAGCAAUGGACAAGGCUCUUCACCGACACUUUCUUCAAUGUGCCUGCGGUGCGAGAGGCGGCAUUGAAAUCUCAGGCGCAAUCCCCAGUGUACGCCUUUGUGUUGGACUAUUUCAAUCAGCAGACGUGGCCGGCAAACUAUCCGUGUCAAGGCUCCACCCACGGCUCCGAGGUUCCCUAUUGUUUCGGAGUGGGCGUCAAUUUCACGCCCACACAAGAAGAUAUCACUGUGGCGACUUACAUGAGAGAUUUCAUCAUUCAAUUCCUUAAGACUGGAAAUCCGAACAUCGCCGCUUUCAAAUGGGAUCCAUUCACUGCCAAUCAACUCCAAUAUCUCAGCUUUAAACCUAAACCUGCAAUGACAACAGGUCUCUUUGAUGAUAGCUACAAUUUUUGGACAAAAACGAUGCGAAAAUAUAAUUUUGAUUUUGUGACAAGGAGAGCCUGGGAUGCU
Molecule: messenger RNA, 1617 nt
Organism: Mesorhabditis belari
Lineage: Eukaryota; Metazoa; Nematoda; Chromadorea; Rhabditida; Rhabditidae
Source: the annotation of a GenBank genome assembly